AUGGCUGAUCGACGGAGAAUAAAUGGACCACCUGGUACAACAUUACCGCCAGUCUACGAGACUACGGAUCCGAUUGCGACCCCUAGGUUAAGGCCGGCAAAUGGUAUUCGAGGCUUGUUUCUCAAGACCGGCGUCACCCCUACAGCCUCAGGCUCAGCAUACAUGGAGAUCGAGCCGCCGCUUAAAUCUCAGGCCACUUCUCAGUCAAAGAUGAAUGGCAUGAAGCUCAUUUGCACAGUCCACGGGCCUCGCUCACUUCCUCGAUCUGCGCCCUUCUCGCCUUACUUGGUGCUCUCAACUCACGUCAAAUACGCUCCUUUCGCUACACGUCGACGUCGAGGCUACCUUCGAGACUCGAGUGAAAGGGAUCUUAGCGUUCACCUCGACACGGCCCUGCGCGGAGUCGUCAUUGCGGACCGAUGGCCAAAGAGCGGCGUCGACGUGAUUGUCACCAUUAUCGAGGGCGACCAGGAGCGAGAAGCGUCUCAUUCUCAAGGCAAUGAAGAGUGGGACAUGAUGAACGUCCUCGGUGGUUGUAUCACCGUUGCCGCGGCAGCUCUCGCCGAUGCUGGCAUCGAUUGUGUUGACAUGGUUACCGGCGGUGUUGCGGCUCUUGUCGCCUCAAAUGAACAAGACACAAGAGAUGCGGAUUCGCUAUCUGUUGUAUUGGACCCAGUCUCUCUGGAACAUGACAAGAUACUAGCUGCUUGCUGUGUUGCUUAUCUCCCCUGUCGCGCCGAGAUCACCAACCUCUGGGUGAAGGGCCAGCUCUCGCCGUUGGACCCUUUACUCCAUACCAAACUCAUCAGUCGUGCUAUCCAAGCUUCGAAGGGCAACUAUCGCGCCGUCCUCGAGAGACUCGAAAGCAACCAACCGCCCAGCAGUUAA
Molecule: messenger RNA, 888 nt
Organism: Colletotrichum orchidophilum
Lineage: Eukaryota; Fungi; Ascomycota; Sordariomycetes; Glomerellales; Glomerellaceae
Product: 3' exoribonuclease
Exons: 2
Coding region: 1-888 (295 amino acids)
Biological process (GO): U4 snRNA 3'-end processing; nuclear mRNA surveillance; poly(A)-dependent snoRNA 3'-end processing
Cellular component (GO): cytoplasmic exosome (RNase complex); nucleolus; nuclear exosome (RNase complex)
Source: RefSeq, a predicted model, not a curated record